This is a messenger RNA of Cercospora beticola, 2562 nucleotides long. RefSeq lists its product as uncharacterized. The record is from RefSeq and is a predicted model, not a curated record. Gene Ontology annotation, biological process: lipid oxidation. Lineage: Eukaryota; Fungi; Ascomycota; Dothideomycetes; Mycosphaerellales; Mycosphaerellaceae. Gene Ontology annotation, molecular function: metal ion binding; oxidoreductase activity, acting on single donors with incorporation of molecular oxygen, incorporation of two atoms of oxygen.
CGUGAUGGCGCGCACUGUGGCUAGCUGGAGCAUGGCAUGGAUGAGUCUGGAAUGCUGUACACAUGGAGCUCCACGCGAGACAGCGGGACUCAGUGUCUGCCAAAGGUAGUAUUUAUCUGGUGUGCACUCCCCGCCCUGGAGGCAUUGACCAUACUCUUUUCAUACGCCGAAUUUGGGCGAAUUCUACUCAAUCUAGCACUUCAUUGGUCUCGCGCCAAGUAGCAUCAUGGCCGCCACAGCCCAGCCUAUUGCUUUGACUCCUGGAGUGGUAGUUGGUGCUACGCUCCAAGUCACACAGACGAAGGAGCGAGAAUGGCCACUGGAAGUGGAGAAAGUCCCAAUCCCGUUCUGGGACACGGGAGUGUUCGUCACAGAACUCGCCAACCUCAACAAGCUACCUAUGAAGUUUGAACAUCUCACUGAAGAAGAAAAAGCCGCAGCACACCAAAACCCAGAAGCACUGUUCCAAAAAGCUCAAGACAAUGCACCGGAGGCCAUUUCAGAGGGCACUUACAGAGGAACACAGCUCGCCCUGACCAAGGUGUACCAAUUGAUUGAGAAAUCUUACGAGUCGUUCAUGGACACGGCGAAUUUCGAGCCCUCAAUUCCUUCUCCUCUGAGCCUCGAACAGAAGCGAAGAAUCUUCUCUUUCACCGAUCCGGCUACGGAUGGGUACCCACCACAUCUCAACCUUGCUGCCAACAAGUCAUUUGCCGAGGACAAAGCAGCACCGAUGCAGAAAUCAACCCUGACACAAGGAGACCUCUUCAAUAAAAUGCGCCUGGCACAAUUGACUGCACUUUUGCCACAGCUCGUUCCCAAGACGUUCCUUGGUAAAGCUGCUGCUGGUGCAGGGCAACUUGUUGCUGAGCUAGCGCUUGGCGACAUGGGACGCCCCGAUGAAGGCCAGACUCUUGCCGAUGUGGAAGAAUACAACAAGAAGCAGCGUGCCAAAAGUGGCAGCUUCUUUCAGCGAAAUGAUAUCUUCAACUUGCCAAACAUUGGAGACAUCCCGGAUUGGUGGAGUGACCGGAGGUUUGCUCAGCAAUUCUUCACCGGGCCUAAUCCUACCACGAUCGAGCCUGCUUCCGACUUCUGGAUAAAGCACUUUAUCGACGACGCUACAAAUGCGCCAGAGGAUCAGAAGAUGAAAAAGAAGAUUCAAGAUCUGGCAAGCAAGGAUCGAGAAUCACUCUACAUGCAAGAUUACAGCUACUUCAGGAAAGCUUGUGGGCUCAAAGACACUGACGAGAUGAAGUGCGAGUUCCAAGAGACUUACAAAUCUGGGCUGGGCACGAAGACCAAAAUCAGCCACCGAUAUGGAGUCGCAGCUGUUUGCCUGUGCCACCUGCCGGAAAAUGGAGUACUCCACCCGCUUGCCAUCGUUUGUGACUGGCGCGGCAGCGCCGAUAAGUCGGUCACAAUCUACAACAAAGAGCUUCCUCAAUCCAAGCAAAAGGAGGACUGGCCGUGGCGAUAUGCGAAGACCUGUGUACAGACCUCAGACUGGAUGCGUCACGAGGUGGUCGUGCAUCUUGUCAAUACUCAUUUCAUCGAAGAGGCUACCAUUGUUGGAGCUCAGCAAGCAUUCGAAGACCAUCAUCCGGUGUUUCAACUCCUGUAUCCACACUGGCAGAAGACAUUGUCGAUCAAUGCUGGUGCUCGAGCAAGUCUAGUGCCAAACGUGAUUGUGGACCUCAUCGGUGUCACAGCCGACCAAGCCAAGACAUUCAUCAUGCACGAAUACAAGAACUUCGACUUCAAGGGUCGCUACGUUCCUCUAGAUCUGAAGCGCCGUGGGUUUCCAACAGAGAAGCGCGACGAUCCCAAGUACCUCAACUAUGCGUACGCUCGAUGCAUCUACUCGAUGUGGUUCAAGAUUCAUUCCUUUGUGACCGAGAUGCUCGCUAUCCACUACGGCAAAGACGGUCAAGACAAAGAUAAGGCCGUACAGGCAGAUCAACACAUCAAGAACUGGUGCAAAUACAUGCAAAGCCCACCAGCACCGAAAGACGGCGGGGCUGAUCUUCCCAGCUUCCCAACAAUCACAAACUUUGCGGAAUUGGUUGAUGCUGUUACCAUGUGCAUUCAUUUGGCUUCACCACAACACACAGCAGUCAACUACCUUCAGAACUAUUAUCAAUCAUUCGUGGUCAACAAGCCUCCUUGCUUGUAUCGUCCAAUCGCGGAAUCUCGCCAAGAGCUGGACAGCUACAAAGAGCAAGAUCUUGUUAUUGCAUUGCCAAUGAAUCGGCCCCGAGAAUGGCUUCUCGCCUCGCACAUUCCAUAUUUGCUGUCUGCGAAGCCGGGGGACAAGGAGUCCUUGAUCAUCUACGCGGCGAGCAAGUAUCACCUUUACAAAGCCAAGACUGGACCUGGAGAGCAAGAGAUCAAACAAGCCGCUGCGAAGUUCUACAAGGCGUUGGCGGAUAGCGAAGAGGAGUUCAGGAAAUUUGGAGAAGAUACCUGGGACUCAGAUUCCAUUCAGUAUAAUGUGCUGAGCCCGAGUUGGAACGCUGUGUCAAUCGUCAUCUAGUCUUGUAGUAUGUAGUUUAUUUAUCG